AGGACCUCGUCGCUCAUGAAGGCCGCGUCGGUGGAAAAGUUUCUACUCCACAACAACGUCGAGGAGGAAUCUUACCUGUGGGUCUGCGUCAAGACACUGCAAGAGUCGGAUGUCUUCGUAAGCUCCAUAGGUGUGUGGGGGUAGAUGGUUGUGUGUUUUGGGAUAGUUGGUUGUGUGGUGUAUAGAUAGUUCUGUGGGGGUAGAUGGUUGUGUGUUUUGGGAUAGUUGGUUGUGUGGUGUAUAGAUGGUUGUGUGGGGAUAGAUGGUUGUGUGUUUUGGGAUAGUUGGUUGUGUGGUGUAUAGAUGGUUGUGUGGGGAUAGAUGGUUGUUUGUUUUGGGAUAGUUGGUUGUGUGGUGUAUAGAUGGUUGUGUGGGGGUAGAUGGUUGUGUGUUUUGGGAUAGUUGGUUGUGUGGUGUAUAGAUAGUUCUGUGGGGGUAGAUGGUUCUGUGUUUUGGGAUAGUUGGUUGUGUGGUCUAUAGAUAGUUGUGUGGGGAUAGAUGGUUGUGUGUGAGGGGGGGGGGGUUGGGGAUGUGUGCAAAGUCAUGAGAGAAAUAGCGCUUAAUGGGUCACUAUGAUUUACGGGAGCAGAAGGCUCUUCCAGAUAAGCGGGGACACUCACGUAGAUACAGGAUUUAAAGGGAGUGGAGGGCUCUGUCAGGUAAUAAAUAGAAUAGAACUCACGUAGAUAUUUCAAGUUUUUUUAUGAGGUAACUUUAAUGGAGAUUGUGUCUUUUCGUCUCGAUUUUUUUUCCCAAUUAACCAGGCGCUAUGGUUUGUGUUCGGUGAGACAUAUUUAGCUUGUCUUGUAUUUAUGUUAUUAUAAACGGCACUUACGGAUAUCUUGGGGGUGGGGGGUGGAGGGGGGAUUUUCUACUUAUACUGUGUACGAGAUUAACAGACCUUACUAUAGCCACUUGGGACAACAAAUACAAAUGCAUUUUUACAUUGGGACUCAAUAUAUGGGGGUGCUGCUCUACAUAAAUAUGUUUCUAAGACACGAUCUGUUUCAAAUGGACGGAGCGUCUAAGAUGUUGUUCCACGUAGCUUGUGUAAUUGAUGCACAAUCUAUUUCAUCGCUCAGGGUCUGGAGGAUCUGGAUCUUGGUGACCCUCGAGACGAGACAGAGAGCAACAUGGCGCUGGUAGGUUUCAGAGAGUAACGUGGCGCUGGUAGGUUUCAGAGAGUAACGUGGCACUGGUAGGUUUCAGAGAGUAACGUGGCACUGGUAGGUUUCAGAGAGUAACGUGGCAUUGGUAGGUUUCAGAGAGUAACGUGGCACUGGUAGGUUUCAGAGAGUAACGUGGCAUUGGUAGGUUUCAGAGAGUAACGUGGCACUGGUAGUUUUCAGAGAGUAACGUGGCAUUGGUAGGUUUAGAAGGACAGAAGGAUAUCAAUAGAAAGAAUACGGGAGGCACAAAUAGAGCCUAGCAUACAGUCGCAUAGGCAUUUAAAAGAUAUAGUCAUCAACUAAGUAAAUGCUUUAAAGAAAAAACAAAACAAAAAAACUAUGAACCUGGUGAAUAGAGCUGAAAGGUAAUCAACAGUUACAUGUCUCAGACUUCUUCACUUUCAUCGACUUGAAUUGUUUUUAGGAACAGUUAUUCCUGUUCUCUUAGUCUUUGACUCCGGAUAAUUAUUACACAUGCCUCCAACUUCUGCUCUAAAGCAUGGGUGGCCAACUCGUGUGGCUUCACGGGCGCCCGUUGAUCCCGAGUCAGCUGUUCGCGGGUCGCAUGUCAUUAAACCCAAGAGAGAAAUGCAUACCAAAUCAACGAAGAACGCAUAUCUUUAUGUAUUUAUUCUUAAGUCACAUAAUUAUAAGUUGAUAACUCAACCACCACUGCUGCUAAACAGAUAAAUAAUUUGUAUACAUUUAAAUCGCUAAAUAAUUGUUUUUUUUUUUAAAAAUCUAUUAAAUAGUGUCCUUGUUGUCGAUUUUAAAAAAAAGUAAUUGCUUCUUUGAACGACGACGGAGGAGUAGGGGAGCGGAAAUCGAGAACGCAGACUAAAGUCUGCUGGGGGAAUUGGGGUGGGGGGGGGAGGUGGGUGCUAAUCCCCCUUUACCAGAAAUGUUUUUGAUAAUUUAAAAAUGCAGGUAUGCAUUUUGGCACAUACCAAAAUUUUGUUUAGAAUAGCUCUACCGGAGAUCAAGAGAAGAAAUUGAAAUUGAGUUUUCCUUCACGUGGCGUUGUUGAUAUGAACUCGUUCCAUUUAGUAAUAACUUGGUAACAAUUUUUAAUAACUUUGUAUAAAGAGGUGAGAUUGAUCAUUUGAAUCAUAUUUUUCAAAAAAAAUAAUAAUAUCAUCCCAAAUGAAAUGGAUCAUACGCAGUGGCGUAGCUAAGGGCGUUGUAGAGGUGGGGGGGCGGGGGUUAGGAUGCGGACGGCACCAGGUGACACCAAGCCUAGCUACGCCACUGCUCAUACACUCAACAACAACAACAACAACAUUUACUUGAUUUAUAUGUUGAGUGUGCGCUUAGCCAAGAGUGGAAAUCAUCGCUAAAUGAACGAAGAAAACAAAACAUCCUUUAUGUCACAGCCGGCGGGCCACACAAUCCUUUAUGUCACAGCCGGCGGGCCACACAAUCCUUUAUGUCACAGCCGGCGGGCCACACAAUCCUUUAUGUGACAGCCGGCGGGCCACACAUUGUAACGAGGCGGGCCGUAUGUUGUCAGCCUCGGUAAAUCAUUUGAGCCCACCUGGCCCUGUUUUUUUUUUUUUUUACAAUCUAUUUUUGAAACAGGUCAGCGACGGUGCGGAGGUCAUCCUCAUUUCCAAAAAGUUCUUUAUGGAAAACGCCGGGCCCAACUUGUUGGCGGACCUCCGGGCGAGCAGCUACAUCAUGCCGGACCUCAAGACUCUGACCCUGGACCUGCAGAAACGGGAGUUCUGGGCAAAGUGGGUAGUUUCAUCGCAGUUUUAACGCGGACAAUCUGUGUGUGUGUGGGAUUAUUGUGCAUCUGUUUUAAACACUGACGACACGUGUAUUGUGUUUAAUAUAUAUGUGUUUAAACUCGGACAGAUUAUUAAUUUUUAAAAUGCAUGUGUUUAAUACGGACAUGAGUGUUGUUUUAUUAUGUAUGUGUUUAAACACGGGCAUAUGUGUUUUUUUUUCAAAAUUAUGUAUGUAUGCAUGUAAAAUGACGCGUUGAUGAUCUAGACGCAACCACAAGAGAGUUGAUUUUGUGUUGUCUUUUUGAGUGUGAGUAACUAAGCCCUGACACGUAUGUGUUUCGUUGCAUCAGAGUAGAGUUUAAACACGCGCGUACUGAUCUCAAUGGGCUUAAGCGCGGUCCCAAGCGUGUCCUUGGUAUGUUAGAGUUUUUAAAAAAAUGGACCCAGACACACUAUGCAUCAUUGAGACGUCAAUGUCUGCUCAAAUUUGAUGUUGUCACAGGUACCAGGAGAAGGUGGUCGAUGCCUCGUUCAGAGAAAUGCAUGUGACAAGGAAAGUGAAGAAGCAUCGAUGACGACAAGGGGACGUCGCCACGCCGAAGAUGAAGCAGG
This is a messenger RNA of Lymnaea stagnalis (great pond snail), 3511 nucleotides long. NCBI's taxonomy places the organism in Eukaryota, Metazoa, Mollusca, Gastropoda, Lymnaeidae. The record is from the annotation of a GenBank genome assembly.